AUGUUGAGUAUGACCAAACCAACGAGCAUGAACAAGCAAAUAUUGAUGAAGUAUCUCAGUUUGCCACAGCCUGAGGAUAAAGUGCAGUGUAUGUACGUGUGGAUUGAUGGCACUGGAGAAGCCCUCCGAGCUAAGACUAAAACUGUUAACUUUGUACCAAAACACCCCAAAGAUCUACCCAUCUGGACCUAUGAUGGCUCCAGUACGUAUCAAGCCAAAGGACUAAACUCGGACAUCAGCCUUCAUCCAGUGGCCAUCUACAGGGAUCCUUUCCGCGGAGGGAACAGCAAGCUCGUGCUGUGUGAGACGUACAAGUACAACCAAGAGCCCACAGAAAGCAACCACAGAAAAUCCUGCGUAGAAGUGAUGGAGAAAGUAAAGGAUCAGCAUCCUUGGUUUGGUAUUGAACAAGAGUAUGCCAUCCUCGAUACUGAUAAACAUCCCUUUGGUUGGCCCAAAAACGGUUUUCCCGGACCUCAAGGUCCUUAUUACUGUGGUGUAGGAUCGGAUAAAGUCUAUGGGAGAGACGUGGUUGAAUCGCAUUAUCGUUCGUGUCUUUAUGCUGGAAUUACGAUCGCAGGGUCAAAUAGCGAAAACAUGCCAGCUCAG
Molecule: messenger RNA, 609 nt
Organism: Limulus polyphemus (Atlantic horseshoe crab)
Lineage: Eukaryota; Metazoa; Arthropoda; Merostomata; Xiphosura; Limulidae
Product: glutamine synthetase-like
Exons: 3
Cellular component (GO): cytoplasm
Molecular function (GO): glutamine synthetase activity
Source: RefSeq, a predicted model, not a curated record